UGCCACGCAGCUUUCCCUUCGGCUUCAGUUUCGGACGCGCCGAAUUGCAGAGAGAGCCACUGAAAAAUCAGACUGAAGCGCCGUCGCCGACCGCCGCCGCCGCCCGCCGCCGCCGCGACGAAACAGACGAAGCUCCGUUCAGUUCAGUCGCUGCCGGAGGAAGCUCCUUCAUUCGAUUCCGUCGGUUCUCACUCCGCCAAUCGUCCUCCGCCUCGUCCCCGCAGCAGCUCCGCCUCAGCUGCAUCAUUGGAGGUUGGAAGCGCGAGUAUGGCUUCUUCUAGUGCCUCCACCCUUUCAGCUUCUCUGAAGCUCAAUAGCCACCUCUAUAGAUCCUCAAGAUCCUGUUUUUCAAAUUACAAUACUUGUUGCUGGUCUUCUGGUUCAUGGUACUCCGGACAUGUCAGUCUGAGAAUCGGCUGGAGCUCAUCUCGCCACCUCGAGAGUGCUCGAGGCGUGCCUUCGCUUGGCAAUUCUCAGUUUGUGUUCAAGUGUGUCGGCCGGGUGUUGGAGCCCUCAGUCUCCAUCGAUUCAUCUCAAAAUAACAAUGCUUCUGAUGAGAGAGUGGUGGUGCUCGUCAUUGGCGGAGGAGGGAGGGAACAUGCACUAUGCUUUGCGUUGCAACGAUCCCCAUCAUGUCAGGCAGUCUUCUGUGCACCUGGAAAUGCUGGCAUUUCCAGCUCUGGAGAUGCCACAUGCGUUUCAGAUCUUGAUGUUUUGGACAGUACGUCUGUUAUCUUUUGCCUGAAGCAGGGAAUCGGAUUAGUUGUAGUCGGACCAGAGGCUCCUCUUGUUUCAGGUUUGGCAAAUGAUUUAGUUAAGGCUGGAAUCCCUACCUUUGGCCCUUCAUCGGAAGCGGCUGCUUUAGAGGGUUCUAAGAACUUCAUGAAGAAUUUGUGUGACAAGUAUGGCAUUCCUACAGCCAAGUAUAAAACGUUUACGGACCCUUCUUCAGCGAAGCUAUACAUCAAGGAGCAGGGUGCACCAAUUGUUGUAAAAGCGGAUGGGUUAGCAGCUGGGAAGGGAGUUAUUGUUGCCAUGGCAGUGGAGGAAGCAUGUGAAGCUGUUGACUCAAUGCUUGUGGAGGGGGUUUUUGGUUCUGCUGGUUGCAAGGUCAUCAUCGAGGAAUACCUUGAAGGAGAGGAAGCUUCUUUCUUUGCACUGGUGGAUGGGGAGAAUGCCAUUGCUCUUGAAUCUGCCCAGGACCAUAAACGAGUUGGGGAUGGUGAUACGGGACCUAAUACUGGUGGAAUGGGUGCGUACUCUCCAGCGCCUGUCUUGACUCAAGAGUUGCAAUCUUUGGUCAUGCAGUCCAUCAUUCUCCCAACUGUCAAAGGCAUGGCGGCCGAAGGUUGCAAGUUUGUUGGUGUUCUCUAUGCUGGACUCAUGAUAGAGAAGAAAUCCGGAAUGCCUAAAUUGAUUGAGUACAAUGUGCGUUUUGGAGAUCCAGAGUGUCAGGUAUUGAUGGUUCGUUUAGAAUCAGAUUUGGUACAAGUGUUGUUGUCAGCUUGUAGAGGAGAGCUGAGCAGAGUGACACUGGAUUGGUCACCUGGAUCUGCAAUGGUUGUGGUAAUGGCAAGUAAUGGCUAUCCAGGGACCUAUGAAAAGGGGAGUGUGAUCCAGAAUCUUGAAGAAGCAGAGCUUGUUGCUCCAUCUGUUAAAAUAUUUCAUGCAGGAACUGCUUUUGACUCAGAUGGCAAUUUUAUCGCAACCGGAGGCCGUGUUCUUGGGGUCACUGCCAAGGGGAGAAAUUUGGAAGAAGCUCAUGAAAGAGCUUAUCAAGCCGUUGAAGCUAUCAACUGGCCAGGAGGAUUCUAUCGGCAUGACAUUGGGUGGCGAGCACUUCCAAAAAAGCAAUUGGCAAAGCACAACUAAGCUAAUAUCAACAUGGUGGGGCUGGCCUAUCAGGAAACACAAUUAUUUUAGUCGACGAGGCUAACAGACAGUGUUAAUUACCAAGGACCAAGGGAGAAAGCUAGGGUGGAACAACUAUUCUCAUAAGCUGGUUACUCCUACUUACUUAAUUGACAAGAGGUAAAAGUUUUGUGAAGAUGGUAGUUUAUUUUGUUUGUUGCUGCCUUGCCAGUAGGAUUAUUCAAGAUGCAUUGAUUAUUUCAAGUUCUCACAAUACCAUAGUGUCACAGAGAACACACUGGCAUCACAUAUUGUGCAACCUUGUUUGUCCUGGAUAUUGCAUCCAGAUCCUUUUGUCA
Molecule: messenger RNA, 2210 nt
Organism: Eucalyptus grandis
Lineage: Eukaryota; Viridiplantae; Streptophyta; Magnoliopsida; Myrtales; Myrtaceae
Product: phosphoribosylamine--glycine ligase
Biological process (GO): purine nucleobase biosynthetic process
Molecular function (GO): ATP binding; metal ion binding; phosphoribosylamine-glycine ligase activity
Source: RefSeq, a predicted model, not a curated record